AUGGCAGCAACCGAAGUCCCUGUCCCUUCUGAUCAAUUCACCAAAAUUAAAGAGCUGGAGUUGGUUUCAGAAAAGGCCCGGGAGGAAGAGGACGGGGUGUGCAGAGUGAGGGAGUGGCUGAGCCCCGGGAACAUGGAGGCCCAGGCUGUCCCCCGGGCCCUGCUGCCCCGAAUCCUCGAGGGAGAGCUGGAGCUGGUGUCAGCCUCCAUGGAGGACAGCGAGAAGCACGUCCUGACGCUGCAGACGGUGCACCUCACCUCGGAAGACCUGGCGAUGAAUCAGAUGAGCUGGCUGCCGGCACAGCCCCAAGACGAGGUGCAGGUGACCGUGCAGCCGGUGGGCAGCGGGCUGCCGACGCUGCUGUGGCUGCAGCCCCCGCUGGGUGAGGGGCCCGAGCCGACCGUGCACCAGUGUGUCACCAUCAGUAUCCAGGACGAGCUGUACUCGCUGCAGGAGACGGAGGUGGUGCAGUUCCAGGUGCUGGAGGAAAGCGGGGAGGCCAGUGAGGACCUCACAUUUGCCUUGAGUCCGGCGGGAAGUACUGGACCGGUAAGGCUGGAGGGAGGUCAGGAGGCGGCCCAGCUGCCGGUGGGAGGAGGACUCCCCGAGCAAGCAGAAGAGCAGUUCUUCCUCGUGGAGGCCAGGCCAGGUGAGGAAGGAAGUGACGAGAUUGUCCUGACAAUUUCCAGCUUGCAUGUGGAAGAGCGAGAAGAUAAACCUUCGCCCAGUGAAGCUAGUGUUGAAAAACCCAAAUCUGCAAAAAAACGGAGAAAGACAAAGGGAGUAAAACGAGCCUUCCGUUGUGAUAUCUGCACCUUCACCUCUGCUAGACUUUCGAGUUUUAAUCGUCAUGUGAAAACUCACACCAAUGAAAAGCCUCAUACAUGUCACCUCUGUCUGAAAGCUUUCCGUACCGUCACUCUGCUACGAAAUCACGUCAACACCCACACAGGAACCAGACCGCACAAGUGUGGCGACUGUGACAUGGCAUUUGUCACCAGUGGAGAGCUGAUCCGGCACAGGCGUUACAGACACACUCACGAGAAGCCCUUCAAGUGUUCCAUGUGCAAGUAUGCCAGCGUGGAGGUAAGCAAGCUGAAGCGCCACGCCCGGUCCCACACUGGGGAGCGUCCUUUCCCAUGUCACCUGUGCAGCUAUGCCAGCAGAGACACCUACAAGCUCAAGCGGCACAUGAGGACGCACUCCGGUGAGAAGCCCUACGAGUGCCACGUCUGCCACGCACGGUUCACCCAGAGUGGCACCAUGAAGAUCCACAUUCUGCAGAAGCACAGCGAGAACGUCCCCAAGUACGAGUGUCCCCACUGCGCCACCAUCAUCGCCAGGAAAAGCGACCUGCGCGUCCAUUUGCGCAACUUGCAUACGUACAGAGCUGCGGAGAUGCGAUGCCGUUACUGUCCUGAUGUCUUCCACGAACGCUAUGCCCUCAUCCAGCACCAGAAAACUCAUAAGAAUGAGAAGAGGUUCAAGUGUGAACACUGCAGCUAUGCCUGCAAGCAGGAGCGUCAUAUGACGGCUCACGUGCGUACCCACACUGGAGAGAAACCGUUUGCCUGUCUUUCCUGCAAUAAACGUUUCCGGCAGAAGCAACUUCUAAAUACUCACUUCAAGAAAUACCAUGAUUCCGAUUUCAUCCCGACUGUUUACGAAUGCCCCAAAUGUGGCAAAGCCUUUUCCCGCUGGAGUAACAUGCGCAGGCACUCAGAGAACUGUGACUCGGGGCAGGAAAAGCCGGCCACCUCUGGAAAGGAAAGAAGGAUGAAAAGGAGAAAGCAGACGGGCCCGAGAGAGGCAGUGAAGGAAGACGGUACCUCGUUUCAUGAAUUCGUUUUUAAUGUGACAGUGGUUUCCUCCUUAUAAGCUUCCCUGGGUUCUGUCUGAGAGCCACCAGGCAAGGGACGCACCCGGAAACCCUGCUGGUGCCCCCUUCACCCAGGGAGGCAGCUCCAGGGCCUGUCCUGGCCCACAGCCAGCUCUGCUUCCUGUCAUAUGGGCAGGGUUUGGGCAGCACU
Molecule: messenger RNA, 2030 nt
Organism: Loxodonta africana (African savanna elephant)
Lineage: Eukaryota; Metazoa; Chordata; Mammalia; Proboscidea; Elephantidae
Gene: CTCFL
Product: CCCTC-binding factor like
Exons: 9
Coding region: 1-1878 (625 amino acids)
Biological process (GO): regulation of transcription by RNA polymerase II
Molecular function (GO): RNA polymerase II cis-regulatory region sequence-specific DNA binding; DNA-binding transcription factor activity, RNA polymerase II-specific
Source: RefSeq, a predicted model, not a curated record